Messenger RNA from Myotis myotis, 2452 nucleotides. RefSeq names its product zinc finger FYVE-type containing 19 (gene ZFYVE19). Gene Ontology annotation, biological process: mitotic cytokinesis checkpoint signaling; abscission. Gene Ontology annotation, molecular function: metal ion binding; phosphatidylinositol-3-phosphate binding. The record is from RefSeq and is a predicted model, not a curated record. The transcript has 11 exons. Gene Ontology annotation, cellular component: centrosome; midbody; cleavage furrow. NCBI's taxonomy places the organism in Eukaryota, Metazoa, Chordata, Mammalia, Chiroptera, Vespertilionidae. Bases 194 to 1393 code for a protein of 399 amino acids.
AGCAGCCCUCGCGCCCGCCGCUGUUGCUCUCCAACCAGGAUGGCCGGUCGCGCUUUCCCUGCCGGAGGCCGUGGCAAGCUCGCGCGAGUGGGUGUGAGGGACAGGGGCGGACCUGGGUGAAGGUCCACGGGCCCCUACCUCGCGGGCGUGAUCGCAACUCUGCCGGCCGUGCCGCGCCACGCCGGGAGCCAGGAUGGAAAGCAGGUGCUACGGCUGCGCUGUCAAGUUCACCCUCUUCAAGAAGGAGAUUGGCUGUAAGAACUGUGGCCGGGCCUUCUGUUCCAGCUGCCUUAGCUUCAGUGCAGCAGUGCCCCGGGCCGGAAACACCCAACAGAAAGUCUGCAAACAGUGCCACGAGGCCCUGACCAGAGGAUCUUCUCCUGCCAGUGCCUCCAAGUGGUCACCACCUCAGAACUAUAAGAAGCGUGUGGCAGCCUUAGAAGCCAAGCAGAAGUCCAGCACUCCCCAGAGCCAUGGACUGACCCCACAAGACCAAGUCAUCGCUGAGCGCCUAGCGCGGCUCCGCCAGGAGAACAAGCCCAAGUCAGUGCCCUCACAGGCAGAGAUAGAAGCCAGGCUAGCCGCACUGAGGGGCGAAACCCAGAGUUCCAUCCCUUCCACCCAGGAGAUGGAGGCACGGCUUGCCGCACUGCAGGGCAGAGUUCCACCUUCUCGGACCCCCCAGCCGGCGCAUCAGCCCCCAGACACCAGGACCCAGGCCCAGCAGGCGCAGGAUCUGCUGACACAGCUCACGGCAGAAGUGGCUAUUGAUGAGAGCUGGGAAGGAGGAAGCCCAGCUGCCGCUAUUCAGAAUGACCUCAACCAGGGUUGGCCAGGAGGCCUGAGUGCUAAUUCCAAGGGGCAGGCCACCCGGUCCCUGGAUGGGGAGAAGAGCAGGCUGCUGGCUGAAGCGGCAGUCGAGCUGCGGGAGGAGAACACGAGGCAAGAGCGGAUCCUGGACCUUGCCAAGCGCCUGGCUGUGCUUCAGGGACGGGACCCUGACAGAGUGACCCUCCAAGACUAUCGCCUCCCAGACAGUGAUGAUGAUGAGGAUGAGGAGACGGCCAUCCAGAGAGUCCUGCAGCAGCUCACUGAAGAAGCCGCCCUGGAUGAGGCAAGUGGCUUUAACAUCCCGGCAGAACCAGCACUGCAACCCCCGGCCACAUCCUGCAGGGCAGAGCCUCAGGCCCAGGCUCUGGCCCCCAGGCCUGAAGCUGAGGAAGAGCAGCUCCCCUGGUGCUGCAUCUGCAAUGAGGAUGCCACCUUGCGCUGUGCUGGCUGCGACGGAGACCUCUACUGUGUCCGCUGCUUCCGGGAAGGCCAUGAUGCCUUUGAACUUAAAGAGCACCAGACAUCUGCUUACCACCCCCCACAUGCAGGCCAAGGACACUGAGCACACCCUGGCCUCGCAGGAAGGUCGUCCUACAGGCAGUCACACAGGCCGGGGCACCCGCUCUAGGCCCAGACUCGGGGCAUCUGAUGGGAGAGCAUUUCAAGCUAGAUUGCUCAUGGGUGCCCCCUUUCCUGAGCCUCGAUGCCCAUGAAGGGGGAAGGAUUCUGCAUCGGGAAUGGCGACUGGAGGAGCCGAGGGAAGGCAGAAGUCAGGAGCCUCCACCAGCAAAGCCUGGACUGGAAAGACCAGACUGAAUCUAAGAUUGAGCCUUGAAACCUGCUCAAGCGCCCCAGCACUGAAUGUAUCAAAUAAAGUAUGCUGAGUCCUUGGGCCCAGCGUCGUUGAUCUCUAGAACCUGUGGCCCUGAGCCUGGGUCCUUGGAGAGGCGGCAAAAGCAAAGUAGGCUGUAAAUCCAGUCCUAGGGUGAGGGAGAGGGUUGAGCCCUCAGGUAAGAUUCUCCCGUCAGGAACAGUACCACCCAUCUCGGAGGCCUCGGAGACCAGAGGCAUGAAUUUGUAAAACUGAACGGAAGUGUGGGUCCUGCUCUGGGCAGCCCACCUUAGCCCCAGCCCCCACUAUCGUGAUUCUCGGCCUCUCUAGGACUCAGACGCUGCGUGCACAAACAAUGGAUGCACGCCCUGCUUCCUGCCUUAUUCCCAACGGGCACCAACUUCCAGGGCUCCUGUGCCAACCUGCCUGCUGUUCUGACUCGUGUCUGUUGCUAGCAACUCCCUCCUGGCCUCUUAGCCUGAACCCUAUCCCCCUCUGCUUAGCCCCUGCUUUUUCUCUUCCCCCGGCUGCAGCCAGCUCUAGAAAGAGUCCUCAGUCUGAGGCCUCCGGCAUCUCUUAGCGGGGGAGGAGGUUUCAGCCUUCCCUGAUGUCCCAGACCCAGGCAGCUUUUUCCUGUUGCCUCCUCGGGGAUUCAAAACUGGUCUUUGCCACUUGGGCCCCUGUUGAUGAUGACAGGAUGCUUUGUGUCUUAGCCUCAGGGCCUUGCUAGAUUAUGAUCUCUGAAGCAGAACUGUGACCUUCAUUUUUAAAUUCUCAAAGAUUGGAUGG